Helianthus annuus (common sunflower) is the source of this 1568-nucleotide messenger RNA. RefSeq names its product ferroptosis suppressor protein 1. The record is from RefSeq and is a predicted model, not a curated record. Gene Ontology annotation, cellular component: cytoplasm. The transcript is spliced from 4 exons. NCBI's taxonomy places the organism in Eukaryota, Viridiplantae, Streptophyta, Magnoliopsida, Asterales, Asteraceae. The coding region runs from base 195 to 1271 and encodes 358 amino acids. Gene Ontology annotation, molecular function: electron-transferring-flavoprotein dehydrogenase activity; flavin adenine dinucleotide binding.
AUAAAGUGAGAAAAUAAAAAUAUAUUAUUUUAUAAAUGGCCAAUGACGUUAUGAGUAGAUAGGCAGCGAAUCUGUAAGUUCCUUGAAUCCAGGGGGACUACUUUUUGGGCAAAUCACUGAUCUAUCUAUUUAGGGUUUACAAUUGGCAGUUCAUCAUCUAUCUAUCUGACUGACGUGUGUAGAGAGAGAGAGUAAUGGCGGAGAAGAAGAAGAGAGUGGUGGUGGUUGGUGGCGGCAUAGCCGGUUCUCUUCUUUGCAAAACCUUUCAUAAACAUCACCACGUUGAUUUUACCCUUAUUGAUUCGAAAGAGUAUUUUGAGAUCACAUGGGCAAACUUGAGGUCAAUGGUGGAACCAUCAUUUGCAAAAAGAACACUGAUUAACCACCAUGAAUAUCUUCCUGGUGCAAGUAUCAUUACAUCCGACGCCAUUGAGAUUGACGAACAACAUCAAGUUUCAACCACAUCCGACCGCCAGAUUGCUUUUGAUUACCUUGUCAUUGCCACUGGUCACAUGGGUAACCAUCAUGUGACUAUAAGUGACAGGCUCAGGCAGUUUGAAGCAGAUUAUGAAAAGAUUCAAUCUUCUAAUACGAUAUUGAUAGUUGGAGGAGGGCCCACUGGUGUGGAACUCGCGGGUGAAAUUGUAGUCGAUUUUCCAGCUAAAAAGGUAAAACUGGUUCACCGUGGUUCAAGAUUACUGGAGUUUAUUAGUGAAACGGCUGGUAAAAAGGUUCUCGAUUGGUUAACCGCUAGAAACGUUGAGGUCAUUUUAGGUCAGUCCGUUGACUUAGACUCCAGCUCAGAUGGUGUUUAUUCGACGUCUAGUGGUGAAACUAUUACGGCUGAUUGUCACUUUAAGUGCACAAGUGAACCGAUUGGUUCAUCGUGGAUCAAAGAGACUAUUCUCAAGGAUUGUUUGGAUGAUCAUGGACGGUUAAUGGUUGAUGAACAUUUACGGGUCAAGGGUUUUGCCAAUAUUUUUGCGAUUGGAGAUGUUACCGAUGUUCCUGAACUCAAACAAGGAUACUUAGCACAAAAGCAUGCUUUAGUGGUUGCCAACAAUUUGAAACUACUGAUAGAAGGAGGUGACGAGGGUAAAAUGGUAAAAUACUCUCCCGCCACGUCAGCAAUGGCAAUCGUGUCAUUGGGGAGGCGAGAGGCUUUGGCAUAUAUACGAUGUGUGACAAUGAUCGGGCGGAUUCCUGGUCUGAUUAAAUCUAAAGACUUAUUUGUUGGGAAAACAAGAAAGCAAUUAGGGCUAAAAGCCUAAGUAUGUUCACAAUUUACAAGCCAUUUAUACCAAACGGGUCGAUUCGAGUUGAAAGGAAAACAUAAACCGGUUAACCAUAGUUAUUUGUAUUGUAUUGUGGGGAAGAAGGUGUAGUGUCCGACACCCCAUUCAUUAUUUGUACAUGCGGGUCUGUAUCGCAUUGCAUGCCGUAUGAAAAACUAUUUGUAUUGAACUCGUCUUGUAUAGAUGAGUAUUAUUGAACUCGGGUUUUCGUACCCCAUUGUUGUGUUGUUUCAAACUCUUGCAGUGUCACUACAAGACCUUUUCUGUUUUGCU